Molecule: messenger RNA, 2816 nt
Organism: Esox lucius (northern pike)
Lineage: Eukaryota; Metazoa; Chordata; Actinopteri; Esociformes; Esocidae
Product: LIM/homeobox protein Lhx1
Exons: 5
Coding region: 557-1765 (402 amino acids)
Biological process (GO): regulation of transcription by RNA polymerase II; neuron differentiation
Cellular component (GO): nucleus
Molecular function (GO): RNA polymerase II transcription regulatory region sequence-specific DNA binding; DNA-binding transcription factor activity, RNA polymerase II-specific
Source: RefSeq, a predicted model, not a curated record
CUAAAGAGUACAUCUUACCCGGAGAAUUGAAGGAAUAUGACAGCAUUGACAAGAAAUUGAUCAUUCUUUUUUUCAUCAUAUUUAAAUUUUCUACUUAAUGGCAAUAAUCACUCAGCUGUGUGACAGUUACGUAUUCGUGCGUAAUUGUAGUGGCAUGAUGCCUGAAAACAUUGAAUGAUAUCGCACCUCAGCUCAUCUUGAUGCUGCUGAUUUGCUGCUCUCAAGUUUGCAUUCUUGCUUGUGAAAUUUAUUCACUCUAAGUUAUUCGUUCGUUAAAAUAUAUAUUGAUUUAAUAACAUGUUCGUGUAGCCUAGCCUAGCGUGAAUGGUUGUCUUGUGCAUGAGAGAGGGGUGCAAUUUUGAGCUCAGGGGAUAUAAUGAUGCUAACUCGUUCUUGAGCGAUUCGACUGGAUGAGCUGCGUCUUCUGGAUUAUUGAAGGAGUGGACUAUAGAGCAGGUAAUUCUCGAAAUCAACAAAGCGAACAAGGACGCACAACCGUUUGUUUUGGAACAAACAGGGAGACGUUCAGCCUUGGAACUGCUGGAAUUAUCUAAACAUGGUCCAUUGUGCUGGAUGCGAAAGGCCUAUCCUGGACAGGUUUCUACUCAAUGUUCUGGACAGACCAUGGCACAUCAAGUGCGUACAGUGCUUUGACUGUAAAUGCAAUUUGACAGAAAAAUGUUUUUCAAGGGAAGGGAGACUGUACUGCAAAAGCGACUUUUUUAGGAGAUUUGGCACAAAGUGUGGAGGUUGUGCCCAGGGGAUAUCGCCCAACGAUUUGGUUCGUAGGGCAAGAAGCAAGGUUUUUCACCUGAACUGUUUCACGUGUAUGAUGUGUAACAAACAGCUAUCCACUGGAGAGGAACUGUACAUUCUAGAUGAAUUUAAGUUUGUUUGUAAAGAGGACUACCUAAGCAACAGCAACGGAAAGGACACAACCCUCCUAUCAGUCACGACUUGCAGUGACCCAAGUCUAUCUCCAGAUUCCCAAGACCCACAUGAUGAUGGUAAAGACUCAGAAAUCGGACAUUUAUCCGAUAAAGAGGUGGGCAGCAAUGAAAACGAUGAGCAGAACGUAGGGGGGAAAAGGCGUGGGCCGCGAACCACUAUCAAAGCCAAGCAAUUGGAGACCCUCAAAGCUGCUUUCGCUGCCACGCCAAAACCCACCAGACACAUCCGAGAACAGCUGGCGCAGGAGACAGGGCUCAACAUGAGAGUGAUCCAGGUUUGGUUCCAGAACCGGCGAUCUAAAGAGCGGCGUAUGAAGCAGCUGAGCGCACUGGGGGCUAGAAGACACGCGUUCUUCCGCAGUCCAAGGAGAAUGAGAACUCUGGUGGACCGACUUGAACCGGGGGAGCUGAUCCCCAACGGUCAUUUUUCAUACUAUGGAGAUUAUCAGAGUGAAUACUAUGGUCCUGGAGGAAAUUUUGAGUACUACACCCAAGGGCCCCCAUCAUCACAGGCCCAGACUCCAGGUGAUCUAGGCUUCUCAUCCGGUCCCUCUGGUACCCCUUUAGGGGGCAUGGACCAUCACCUAGCUGGACAUCAUCCGUCCGGUGAGGUGCAGUGCUUCACUGAUAUCAUAUCUCACCAUCCAGCGGACUCGCCUAGCCCAGAGCCCAACGGACCUGGGUCAAUGCACAGCAUCUCCAGUGAGAUGUGUGGCUCCAGCACACCUUUCACCUCACUGUCCCUCAAUGGCAGCGGAUACAGCAACCAACUGUCACAUCCCUCCUCAGAGAUGAGUGAAGGCACGGUCUGGUAACCAACAGGACAUUAUAAAGUCAAGGCUCCCUUUGAUUUAUUAGACAAAUGAAGGCCUGAGAGACUAUUCCUUUUAUUUAUAUUACGAUACUUUUUUAUUUAUUCAUCAUUUAAUUCAUUUAAUUAUUUAUAUGCAUUUAAUGUAUUAUUUGUCUCCAACUUUUGCGGUGUUAAUGUUGCAGUUUUGUUUGUAUACAUGGUAACAAUACAGUCAUAUAAUGGUGAAUACUGUAUGUGCGUUCAGCAGAUCUUUUCAUUUUAGAAGGCCUACCAUAUCAGAUCAUUAUUUUUGACCAAAAUCUUUUGAUGAUGGCUUUGGAAAUUGUGCUUAUUUCUCUGUAUAUUCACGUGUUUUGCCAAAUCCUAGAGAGUUUGCCUUCAAAAGGAAAACUUUAAAAAGUUGUAUAACCCUUUAUUUAAUAGAAAAUAACUUGAAUUUUAAGAUGAAGUCAACCUUCUAAAAAUCGAUGGACAAUGGUUUAAGGUGGACAUAGAACAGUCAACUGUUUACGUGUAUAUUUACAGUACUUCAGGGGUUUGAAUAUCAGCAUUGUUUGAAACCUCUCGUGAUUCAGAUGGAGAACAUCUUUCAAGCAACAAACCAAACUUUUGUAUUUAUUCUAUUUAUAUUAUGGUUGUGGUUCCUCACUGUGCUAGUUUGUAUUAUUGUGUUCACUUUGAAGGAUAUGUAAAAACACAAAUAGACAGUUGCCAAAUAAGGAUAAAAGCACAAUUCAGUUAGUGCUUUGCAUCAUUAAUUCCUGAAAACCCUACAAAACCUGUAGUAGUGUUUUUAACUGAAUGUGUUAAAUUCUAUUUCUUUCUUUAUUGAGGAUUUCUAUCAUGGAAAUGUUUCAUUGCAGAUCACUGAAUUGAAGAACCAUAGUCCAAAAGGCUUUAUUUUGUGUCUUUACACAAAAGUCCAAAUUAUUAAACAUUGAUGGUCAAAUAUGCCACCAGCAGCUGCUAUUUUCUUGAAAUCAAGUCUCAUAUUAUGUAUUUUAAUGUUCUGCUGAACCUAAGCUUGUGACCUCCAGUGCAUAUUAGACCAU